GGCCCUCGCCGAGUUGAGAGGUCGGGUUAGGACCCCGGCAUGCCAACCCAGCACCCGAGUGAGGGCAGGCACGUCUACUUUGAUUUUUUAAUUUCUGUCCUUUGAUCAUUCGGAGGAACGUGUCGGGGAAAAUGGAAAACGACAUACUGGACGCGUUAGAAGACCUGGGCUAUAAGGGCCCUCUCCUGGAGGACGGAGCGCUGGACCAGGCAGUGUCCAGCGGGGCAGCCUCGCCCGAGUUCACUAAAGUGUGCGCUUGGAUUGUGACCGAGCUCAAGCUCUACUGUAAACUGGAGGAGAACAUCCAAGCCACCAACAGUCCCGGGGAAGCAGAAGGGUUUCAGCUGGAGAUCAGCGGCCUGCUGUCCGAGAUGAUGUGCCCCUAUUCUGUUCUCACGUCAGGAGACGUCACCAAACGGCUUAUGAACAAGAACAACUGCCUUCUGCUGAUCACUUACCUUAUUUCUGAGCUGGAGGCCUCAAAAAUGAUCAUCGUCAAUAGACCGCAGAAGAAAGUGCAAGAGGCAGGAGGCAGUGAGGUUUUCAUGGAAUUGAAGGGGAUCUGCAUGGGACUGGGCAUGUCCAAGCCCCCUGCCAACAUCUCCAUGUUCCAGUUCUUCAGUGGCAUCGAGAAGAAGCUGAAGGAAGCUUUGUCCAAGGUGUCUCCUUAUCACGUCGGAAAGCCCCUGAUGAAGAAAACGCUGGGACCAGUUCACUGGGAGAAGGUUGAAGCCAUUAACCAAGCCCUUGCAAAUGAAUAUGAAGUCCGGAGGAAGAUGUUGUUGAAACGUCUUGAUGUAACAGUUCAGUCAUUUGGUUGGUCUGAAAGAGCCAAGGCUCACACUGAAAAGUUGGCCAAAGUGUACCAGCCAAAGCGUGCAGCUCUCGCUGCGAAAAGCACCGUCUCUGUAGCUCAUCUCUUCGCUGCGCGGGAGGAUCUGUCCAAAAUCCUAAGGACGAGCAGUGGGAAUAUCCGCGAGAGGACUGCCUGUGCCAUUAACAAAGUGCUGAUGGGCCGUGUGCCCGACCGAGGCGGGAGACCCAACGAGAUUGAGCCGCCCCCCCCAGAGAUGCCCAGCUGGCAGAAGAGACAGGACGGGCCGCAGCAGCACGGAGGAGGCGGGGGCGGGCAGGGGUACGGGGGCGGCGGGGGCAGAGGAGGGGGCAGAGGGGGCUACGAGCAGCCGUCGCAAGGGGGGCGAGGAGGCUACGACCGGGGGGGCAGCAGGGGUGGGGGGGGUGGAAGAGGAGGUAAAGUACAAGGAGGCUGGUCAGACGGAGGAGGCGGCGGCGGCGCGUACCAGGGCAACUACCAGGGCGGGGGUGGCUACCAGGGUGGCAGUGGGGGGUACUCCGGCGGAGCUUUUCAUGGCGGCUUCCAGGCGCCGAGUUACCCAGGAAGUGGAUACCAGGGUGGCGGGGGCAGCUACCAAGGAGGUGGAGUGGGCGCGUACCAGCAGGACAGCCGAUACCAGGAGGGGGGGCACCAGGACAGGGGGGGGCGCGGAGGGCGAGGGGGCCGGGGCCGGGGCAGUCGUGUAGGCCAAGGAGGAGGCUGGGGAGGGAGAGGAGCGCAGAACUACGGCCAGGGAGGGCAGUUCGAGCAGUACUUCCAGCAGGGGGGCUAUCAGUAUAAUCAGGCGGGCUUCGGCCAGGGGCGGCACUACGCCAGUUGAGGACAGCCCCGCGGUCAUUGCAGCAGAGCUCACACGUUCGGAGAUGAGGAAGGGGGGAAUACGCCUUAAACCUUUACAGUUUGCACAGCGACAGUGAGAGCCUGGCAGGAGGUUGAAUCUUUUUAAUUUGUGCUGGUAAAGGAAUUUUGUCAGAGAAAACCGAAACCUGAAAUUUUCCUUGCCAAAAAAAAAAAAGGGAUAGUUGCCAACAAAAAACAAGUCACAUUGUUAAUGAUUUUUAUUUCUCACACUGGCAGUUGUUGCUUUUGAUUUUUUUUAAUCAUAUAACAGAUGUGACAGUACCUAUGCAAUCUUUUUUUUUUGUAUUGUAAUAGGGUGUUCCUUAUGUGGGAGAAGAAUUAUUCCUCAUAUUUCUUUUCACUCUGGAUCCUGCUUCUAAGAAUUACCUUCAGAUGAUUUAAUUGUGUCCCACAAGCUGAAAAGACAAUAUGAGCUCUGUUGUAGUCACUAAAGCUGGAAUUUGAAUAGCCUUAUCCUCUGGAUUAUUUGAAAAAAAAGGAUCUAGUCAAAGUCAAAGUUCAGAGGCUGAGUAUUUAAUACCACUACACUUUAUAACGGUCUGCAAAACUACAUGCACAUUUCACCAGGUCUGGGGCUCAGAAACAUGCUACCGUGUAGUGAAAUUCUUGCAGUCCACCAAUAGAGUUGUUUGACUUGAAAUUUACUUGAAAGAAGUUUUCUUAAAUUUGCUUUAAGCAUGAGUUUACAAGGUUGGUUCAGCAAAAGUAUGAAUGAGUUGGUGACAGAACCAUGGCCAUCUGGGAAGAUGACCUUGUGCACCCGGAGGUCUUCUGCUAAUGCUGCACCCUUCUGCUGACCAGCCCUGCUUACGUUUUUUGUUACUCAAGAAGGACAAGAAGUGACGUGAUACCGUUUGUUGGCUAGUUUGUGUACAUAAGUUAUGAGAAAAUGCUGGAAAGUGUAACUAAAUGACAGGUGAGCAAUAAAGAAAACUUAAAAAUCU
Molecule: messenger RNA, 2661 nt
Organism: Lepisosteus oculatus (spotted gar)
Lineage: Eukaryota; Metazoa; Chordata; Actinopteri; Semionotiformes; Lepisosteidae
Gene: tslig3a
Product: family with sequence similarity 98 member A
Cellular component (GO): tRNA-splicing ligase complex
Source: RefSeq, a predicted model, not a curated record